UUUCAGUACCAAAAGUGGUAACCCCGAGCUACCCUCGGGAUUACUAUGUGGCGUUGCUCAGGGAUUCCCUGCAGCGCUUACCUUGUCCUUCGCUCCCGCGAUGCGUCCCCUGCAGCGUCCCCGGCCAUCUCCUCCGGCCAAUGCCGGCAUCCGGCUUCUGUGUUCCGGUCCCUGCGAGUGUCAGGACAUACGGUACGUACGGGGGCCGGAACCGGCGGCAGAUUUAAAAAUUUUUUAGAAACUUUCAUUUACAUUUGACAUUUUGUCCCUGCUGCUUUGUCCUGUGCCCUGCCUGCAUUUUGACUGUUCUUUCUG
Staurois parvus is the source of this 315-nucleotide messenger RNA. NCBI's taxonomy places the organism in Eukaryota, Metazoa, Chordata, Amphibia, Anura, Ranidae. The record is from the annotation of a GenBank genome assembly.